CAAGGAUUUAGGGUUCACCUGCACUAACUUUAUAACGCAUAUCUGGGAUAUGACGUCCCUCCUCGUGGGUACAGAUACUUCGAAGAGUACCUGCACCUGAUCUCCAACUCCCCUCCUGUGGCAUAACUAUUCUUCAACACCAACCGAUUACUACUUUUUGCUCCUCGUUCCCAUGUUCACUUAGGUUAUCUCUCUCGUGUUCACUUCAAACGCGAAAUUUCCUUUUGAUCAACCCAGGGCUCCAUCGUAGUAGCAUCAGACGACCGGCCUGUUCGCUUUUAAAUAUUGACCCCGCCGGCAACGACCGGCUUCUGCCACUAAUUGUUUCUUGAGGCUCACCCUUGUUGAAGAUCCAUCACACUCAACGAUCGAGGCUGUUGAGGGCUUCGCCAAAACACAAGGCUCGGCAGUCCUCCUUUUCUCGCUUUACUGCCAACAGGACUGUGUUUAUCUGAACCCAACGAAAGCCGGAACUGUCUCUAUACUCCCAAGUUACCGCCAGCCGUCCGUUUUGGCUGAGCCUCAGAGUCUCCGGUCUCUCGAAUACGGCCUCCUCACAAAAAUCUUACCAUACAAGCAUCCUGUAUAGGCAUCACCGACGAGAGACAAGAUGGAUACUCUUCUGUAUGUUGCUUUCCUUUCUCAUCUCCUCCCUUCACUCGUCUCGCCCUGUGUCUAGAUAAUUUCCUUAUCUUUAGACUUCAAGUCGGUAUCUUCAUUCCUAGAAUCACGGAACCCUGUGAUUUGGAGUGUCGCUUUAUGUCGAUCCCCGUCUUUCUUCGAACCUUCGCCAUAGACAGAUAUCUUUUGCUUUAUUCAUGAUAGCGAUGAAGCUGAUGUUGACAGAACCGCUGAGAUUGCGGCCAAUGCUCCUCGGUACCGUCGCAAGAGCUCUACAUUUAUCGAUGCCAUUCAUGACAUUCCUCAUGGUCAAGACUUGGCCCCAGCUCAGCUCUACAGUACCAUGUCUGGCCGAUUGUUUCACUCUGGCCGCAUUGCAAUCGUCAUGGUUGGACCACCUGCACGUGGGAAAACACAUAUAUGUGUUUCCAUGGCACGGUAUUUAGGGUGGCUUGGUGUGAAGUCUCGUAUCUUUCACCUCGGUGACUACCGUCGAGCAACUGUUGGCCCCGAUGGAUCUAUUCCCGAUGAUUAUUUCUUCCCAAACGCAUCGCCUGCAUCUGUCAUUCUGCGCCAGAAAAUCCUGAAGAAAUGCCGCGAAGACAUAUACUCCUGGCUGAAUCACGACAAUGGACAAGUCGCCAUUUACGAUGCAGUGAACCCUACUGCUAACGGACGGCGUUCGCUUGCCAAGGAAUUUGCGAAGCACGAUGUUCAAACUCUUUUCAUCGAGUCAUUUGUUGAUGAUGAACGCAUCCUUCGUGAGAAUGCAAGAAAUGUCAAGAUCUCAUCCCCAGACUUCGCUGGUAUGGAACCUGAUGAAGCCGCUAAGCUAUACCUUCAGAGAAUUGAGAUGAAGAUUCCCGUAUUUGAAACCAUGAAUGAGAAGGAGCUGAAUUACAUCAAGAUGAUCAACGCCGGGGAAAAGUUCUUCUACAACAACGUCAGCUUCAAUUAUCUUGCCCACCGAAUCGUCUUCUACCUCACCAACCUGCAUAUCAAAUCACGGAAAACCUUCUUCGCCCGGGCUGGUACCACAGCAGAAGAAGACUCGUACAAGGCCGAUGCCCCUCUGUCCCAAGAGGGGAGAGAUUAUGCCCAAAAAAUGUCCGAGGCUCUUUUGAAGCAUCGAGAGCAGGAGCGCCUCACAAACAUCGAGGAAGGAGGUCCAGAUGUGCCUCUACCGCCACUCACCGUUUGGACAUCGACUCGUAUGCGUACGGUGCAAACUUCUGACGUCCUGAAGGAGAAAGGCUACAAGGUCCGUCAGCGAACACAACUCAGUCAAAUCAACCCAGGCGUGUGCGAAAAGAUGUCAGAGCGUAUGAUUCGCCAGAUCUAUCCCGAUGAGGUCGAAAAGCACGAAUUAGACCCUUACCACCACCGGUAUCCGCGUGCAGAGUCAUACCACGAUCUGGCUGUUCGCCUAGAGCCCAUCAUUCUCGAACUCGAGCGAGAACAACACGACCUUCUCAUAAUUGCACACGAAUCUGUGCUUCGAGUUCUCUACGCUUAUUUAAUGCACUGCUCUACCACUGACAUCCCAGUCAUCAAUUUUCCACGCGACGAGAUCAUCGAGAUCAUCCCUGCAGCAUAUCAGAAUGAGGCCAAGCGUAUCCAUAUUCCUGGCCUGGAUCCCCAGAUCGUACCUGGCUCACCUCAAGAUAUCAAAAUUCCUGUUCCUAGCAGCGGAGUUGUGAGCGCACAACUGUCCCCUAUCCCGAGUGGCAUUGGGACUCCUGCUGAGCAUGUCGAACGACCUCCCGAGAAGGUUAUCAACACUGCCAAGGAUAUGGUUGCUGACAAAGUCAACGAUGAAGACUAGUCAUUGUAAAUCUUGCCGCCUGGAUGAAUUCACGUGUUUGGUUAAGAGGUACCGGCUGCUGCCUCCCUUGCCUGUUGUCUUCUCAGCAAGGAACAUUACCACGCUACCGUCAAUGUGGCGCCUCAGGGGUUAACAAACUGAUCAUGACGUGUUUCAUGAACAAGCACAUGGUUUUUGACAAGUUAUGUUUAUGAUAGGCAUGUUUGCUUGCUUCUUUUAACAUGCAUCCCGAUUUACCGGCUCGAGCCGAUGAAAGAGGCCCUGAUUUCGGAUUUCUUUCAUUCCUCAGCUCGAAGGGAGGCUAAGAAAUAUAUGUAGCAUUGAUCGGCACCAUGGUUUCUUUGCUUCAUCGCGGUUAUGGGUUGUUGCAGAAUACUAUGUAGCUAGCUAUAAGUAACGUGUUACGAGCUCAUCACAAGAGACGGAUAUAUAUAUCCUAGCAUAUAGGGUAGCCUUGAUUACACCAAUGUGACAUGACAAGCUUCGAGACUUUAUUUGUCAGAUCGGACAUGUUCUCGUUGGAAUUUUGCCUCACUACCUAAGCACGUCGACAGGAUGCCAGUCUGUACCAGCCAAAGUCAGUGCUUAUACCCGCACAGCCAUGGGUUUGGGGGCCAGAUGAACCAAGUCAAGAAAAAGAAGUCUUCGUACGUCAGCUGAACAUGCCUGAAACGCUGCGUCAACGCAGGCGUGGUUCGAUAUACCAAGCUUGAUGCUUCAUCCAAACCUGUUGCGUUGGCAAGACUCACCUCAGAGAACAGUCUAGGUUAGGGCACAUGCUCAUACUAUGUUACAUACACAUUCAAGUCAAAUAAGGAUAAAUCUCAAAGGAUCACGGUCGCGCAAAUACAACGCUAUGGCCUCCCGAUGCCUUGUACCUGGAGAAUGGCCAGGGUUUGGAUCAAGAAGAUGCACGUCGCUGGAUGGGGAAGCGUGUGCACAGGGGUUAGGGGGGCUGUGAGCUGUUACCGUAGGACUGAUGAGAUGAGUGUGCCCUUUGGCUGGCUGAGGUUUAUUGCUUGGGGGGUACAUAUGCUUACGGACGACCAUGUGAUAAGUAUUGCUUCAUGAUUGACAAUCAGUCAAUAGAGCAUGUAUUACAGCAGCGGAUAUGCACAUUCAUCUCCAACCAGAGUCAUCAUAUCCACAUCAUUCGUCUAAUGUAGAAGAAAGAAGCCCUGGCAAACAUAGGAAUGUAAGAGAGAUUACUCCGUAACAUUUGUCAGAUCAUGGUACCCC
Messenger RNA from Fusarium odoratissimum NRRL 54006, 3685 nucleotides. RefSeq names its product elongator complex protein 2. Gene Ontology annotation, cellular component: cytosol. The transcript is spliced from 6 exons. Gene Ontology annotation, molecular function: 6-phosphofructo-2-kinase activity; fructose-2,6-bisphosphate 2-phosphatase activity; ATP binding. Lineage: Eukaryota; Fungi; Ascomycota; Sordariomycetes; Hypocreales; Nectriaceae. The record is from RefSeq and is a predicted model, not a curated record. The coding region runs from base 965 to 2446 and encodes 493 amino acids. Gene Ontology annotation, biological process: fructose 2,6-bisphosphate metabolic process; fructose metabolic process.